This is a messenger RNA of Drosophila gunungcola (fruit fly), 1991 nucleotides long. RefSeq names its product UDP-glycosyltransferase UGT5 (gene Ugt36E1). Bases 90 to 1793 code for a protein of 567 amino acids. Gene Ontology annotation, molecular function: UDP-glycosyltransferase activity. Lineage: Eukaryota; Metazoa; Arthropoda; Insecta; Diptera; Drosophilidae. The transcript is spliced from 5 exons. The record is from RefSeq and is a predicted model, not a curated record.
GUUAUUUUUAAUUCAGCAUGAGUACUUCUCUUAAGCUAGCUGUAGAAAAUUAGUUUAUUUUAUGUAAGUACGAAUAUAUAUGUAAAUAUAUGUAUGUUGUCGCCGGCUACUUGAGCUCUUUCCAUACUCGUCCGUGUCAGUUGAUGCUCAUCUUUCGACCGAUCCGGAUCUCUAAUCUGGGGAAAGACAAACGCUGGUUAAAUAUAGAAGUGCAUUCCACACAAACAAGCGUACCAAACAAUAUGUGUGUUUGGAAGGGUUUCUGCCUGCUGGCACUACUUUCUCUGGUGGUUUACAGCGAUUCCCUGCGUAUCCUGGGCCUGUUUCCGCAUCCAGCCAUGAGCCACUUUAAGUUCUUUCACCCGAUUAUGCGAGGACUAGCCGAAGCUGGUCACAGUGUGGACGUCAUCAGCCCAUUCGAGGACAAGGAUCCGCCAAAAGGCUAUAAGGAUUAUCUACUGCCGCCCUCCACACUGACGGACACUAUUCAUUUGGAGGACUUCGAGCGCCCUUUCCAUUACCUGUUCCACUACAUCGAGUACUUUGUCCUGUACAACAUGGGCAAAGAGGACUGUAACACCACCCUACACAGCGCAGCCCUAUCUGAGAUCCUGAAGAAUCCACCUGGUUACUACGAUGUCAUCCUGCUGGAGCAAUUCAAUACUGACUGUGCGAUGGGCGUGGCCCAUGUGCUCCAAGCACCGGUCAUUGGCAUGAGCAGUUGUGCCCUGAUGCCCUGGCACUACGAGCGAUUGGGUGCUCCUCUGAUCCCGUCCUAUAUCUCAGCUCUUUUCCAGGGACAAUCACAGGAGAUGUCCUUGGCGGGUAGACUCGGUAACUGGAUUACCGUACACUCGCUCAAUUUGCUGUACAAAAUCUUUUCAGUUCCCGCUGCCAAUGCGUUGAUCCGCCAGAGAUUCGGUCCCGGCUUGCCCUCCACCGAAGAUAUGGUCAGGAAUACCUCAUUAAUGCUGGUCAAUCAGCAUUUCUCGCUGAGUGGCCCAAAACCACUGCCACCAAAUGUCAUAGAAGUCGGAGGUGUGCACAUUAGGCCACCUGAACCUCUACCCUCAGAUCUGCAGAAAAUACUGGAUAAUGCCUCCAAAGGAGUCAUUCUCAUUAGCUGGGGCUCUCAGCUUAAGAUGAGUUCCCUUCCCGCUGCCCGAAGAGAUGGCAUAGUUCGUGCCCUGGGGAGAUUGGAGCAGCAGGUGAUCUGGAAGUAUAAAAACGACUCACUACCAAAUAAGCCUGCAAAUCUACAUAUCAGAAAGUGGCUACCUCAGCGUGACAUCCUCGCCCAUCCGAAUCUAAGGGUAUUUAUGUCCCACGGUGGAUUGAUGGGCACCACGGAGGCGGUGUCCAGUGCAGUGCCCAUUGUGGGUGUGCCCAUUUACGGCGACCAGUCGCUCAAUAUUGCCGCAUUGGUUCACCGAGGAAUGGCGCUGCAGCUGGAGUUCAAGAAACUUGAUGAGAAUACUGUCUUUGAAGCGCUGACCAAGGCACUGGAUCCCUCUUUCAAGGAAAGAGCUAAGGAGGUGGCCUCGGCCUACAACAAUCGCAUCCAGGAUCCUUUGGAGACGGCCAUCUGGUGGGUGGAACAUGUGGCGGAGACGAAGGGAGCUUCUCUGACCCAACCAAGUGCAGUACAUCUCUCCCGCUUCGUAUACUACUCCUUGGAUGUGUACUUGGUGGUUUUCCUAAUCCUUCUGCUGCCUGCGAUCAUCUUAGUCGGUUUAAUCCGACUGUGUAGGAAAGGAAAGCCUAAAUCUACUCCGAAGCUGAAACGAAAAUAAAACUAGUUCGUAGAUCACAUUUAGAUUAACUGCUCUGCUCUGGAAUGUAUAGAUUAUUUUCAAUGUUGAAUCAGAUUAAUUAAAUUAUAGCAUUAACAGUGACACGAAAUUGAUUAUUAGGAAAAUAUAAUGUCAGCCUUAUUAAUGUUUCAAAAACCAGAACAGAUCGGUUGCCGAAACCCCUAAUUUAUCUUAUUA